Durusdinium trenchii is the source of this 2701-nucleotide messenger RNA. The record is from the annotation of a GenBank genome assembly. NCBI's taxonomy places the organism in Eukaryota, Dinophyceae, Suessiales, Symbiodiniaceae.
AGCUGCUCAGACGGUGGCUCUUGACCCAUGCUGCUCUCAGCAUGAGUUUGCAUGAGCUUUAGUCCGGGUCGGCCUGAGCAGGUCCCGUCAUCGAAGGGCUUCGAGCACCUGGAGCACCAGGAUUCGACACAGCUCCGACGCUUCGUGGAGCGCCUGGCGAAGGUCUUGGACGGGCAGAUUUUGAGUCAAAAGCAGCUGAGCGCCUUCGUGGAGUGGUUCGCGCGCAGAGGCCCUACAAAAAAGGGUGACUUCGAGAGCUUCAAGAACUUGCUUCGUGAACAGACUUGGAUCCUCUGGCAUGCGGAGAGUCUCCCGCAGCAGCGGUGGAAGCUCCGGCGCUAUGGCAAUGAGACCACCCACGAGAUUGGUGCCACUGCGAUCGGCCCGGCGAGCACGGCGAGCAGGGCGAGCGCCAAGCGCCAGGAGCAGUGGCUGCGCAGUUGGCGAAAGCGGAGGCCGCCAUCAACGGAUGAGCUGAUGGCAAGCUUGGAGGCACUGGAGGGGAAUAGCCCAGUGGAGGGGAUCCCGGUGGAGCUCCAAGCGAAGAGGCAUCCGUUGACCGAGGCGGGGUAUCAGCAGGCCAUGGAGAACUACACGGACCUCUGCGUUUUCAUCCAGGAGCUGCUGUGCCAGAUGGGGGGCAAGAUCCUGCGGAAAGGGCAGCUGAUGCCUUUUACCUUUUGGUAUGCACGCCUUGGCUGGAAGACCUAUGCAGGUCUUGAUGGAUUGCUGGAAGUCCUGUUGCAGCAGACCUGGCUCCUUUGGCCAGAGGAAAGCUCGAGCGUGCAGGUGUGGAAGGGCCGCAUCUCCCUCCGGCGCAUGGCGAAGCGCCGGAGGAGCCCCAAGUGGUUCCUCGCGCGGUCGGGCCGUUUCGAGGGGAAGCAGCUGGUGAAGUUCUUUGGAGCGAAGUAUGUGGAGCCGAAAGAGUUUGGCCGCUUGCUGCUCUAUGCACGGCGGAGUCUGCUGAUGACCUCUGAAAUCUUGGGCUUGGCUGUGCGACGCUUGGGGCGCAUGAGAAUGUGGCAAGUGGCCUUCUUGCUGCUCAAUUCGGUGUGCAAGGCAGAACUUCAAGUUGAUACGGCCCCCUAUGUGUCGGCCGUGGAUGCUUGCCGGACGAUCGAGCGUUGGGACCUGGCAUUGGAGUGGUUGACAGCUGCCAAGCAGCAGAACUUGCCAGCGACCAAUGUGAGUAAUGCAGCGAGUGCGGCCAUUUUAAGGUGUCGAGGUCAAGCAGGCUGGCCACAAAUGCUUCAGCUGCUGAUGAAGCUCCUGGAUGUCCCACCUUCUGCAGAUCAAAUCAGCUUUGGGACGGUCUUGUCUGCCUGCAGCGAGUCGCAGAGUUGGGAACUGGCGAUCCAGCUGGUCCAGCUGAUGCAAGCCUCGCAGGUUUUGCCCGAUCUCGUCCCAUUGGCCUCUGCUGCCACCGCUUGCAAUCGAGCUGACACGAUGUUCGCCUGGCGCUGGUCCUUGCAUCUCUUCACCUUGGCGCGCUGGGUGGGGCACACGCCGAAUCUGCGGCUGCACAACUGCGCCAUCUCCGCUGCCAGCCGUCUUCCUGGUGGGAACUGGCCCUUAGCUAUGUUGCAGCUUCAAGAGAUCUUUGAGGCACGCUUGCAAGCUGACCGUGUGUCCUUUUCAACCGCUUGCGCUGCGUGCCAGAGAUCCGCGGCGGUGGAUCAAGCCUUCCGGUUGCUAAAGGAGCUCCCUAAAUCCAAGGUGCAGGCCUGCGCUCUCUUCUACAGCACGCUGGUCAUGACGGGGGUCAAGGUGCUGCGGUGGCAGGAGGCAGCGGCCUACUUGCCUCAAUUGAAAUCCAGCAUGAAGACCAGAGAAGCCUUCUUGGGAUCCAUGGUCCUGGGGCGACAGUGGCGCGAGGCAGCGCUUCUCUUCACUUAUCGUUGGCCUUUUCGCUUCUCUUCCUUCCAGGGCCACCGGCCCUUAGCACGGAGGUCGGACCUGGUUCCUGCCCUACAGGUGUGCCGCGAGACGGGCUCCAUCACGGAGGCCCUGGCGCUGCUGCGCAGCGUGCGCGCGCGAGCGUGGCGGAUCGAUGCCCAGACGCAGGCGACGGCCCUGCAGUCCUGCCGCCGGACGAGCGCCUGGGCGGACGCGCUGUCCUUCCUAGCACAGGGCUGCCAGCACAAUUUGGCCGCAGGGCCGUUGCAGGAGCAGUCCCUGGAGGUCUGUCAGUUAGCAGGCCGCUGGCGGGUGUCACUGGUUCUUCUCCACCGCGCGGACGGCGCGGACGGCGCGGACGAAGCUAAGGUGCUGAAGGCCUGUGGCAGGUCUGGAUGGCAGUACUCCCUGCACGUGCUUCUGAGCCGGGUCCAGGACCGAUGUCCUAGAUCUUCCCGACCUCCUUCGCAGCGCGCCCUGCACGACGGCAGGAAUGUCCUCCAUCGCGACGGGCAGGAGCCGACGCUGGUCCCAGGCUGCCGUCGACCCCUUGGUCGCAGCUCGUGGAUUUGGCCUACAGGACCCCAGAGAGGCCAGAGGUGGUGAACGCUGCGCUGCGCGCCUGCGCUGCGGAGGGGAAGUGGAGGCAAGUGCAAGCCCUCCUGAAGUUACAGGGGACGAAGGGUGCUUCUCCCCGCGCAGCUGUCCGACCGACCCUGCCACCCGUCUCGCCGGGGCGAAAGACUCGGUGCGUGGGCGAUGCAGCGCUGCUCCUUCGCCCUGACGGCGCUCGAUGUCCGCAUGG